GCCGAAAUCGGCCGAGUUGCUCCUCGGCGGGAGCCCAGUGCUGACUCUCAGUCCCGCUGUGAACGCAGCAAGGAACACCACGGAUGUUUCACCCUCCCUGUUCGGUGCGUUGGAAACGUUGACGCGAGUCGUGCUCGUCAUCGUCAGCGUCAGCGUUCAGCGUUAGCGUCAUCGUCAAAGUGGCUAAGACAUCGAACCGUAGGUGCUUGUCAGCUACACACGCGAUAGACAGUCAGAAGGGUGAAACCGGGGGGAAGAAACGUCCUAGGGGACUCCCAGGGUAUUGUUUCAAACGCGAACAGACUAUCGGAUUCGUCGAGUGUUGUCUGAGUUUCGGAGCGCGAACGCGCGUGUAACGAUCAUUCGGAGCAACGAUAGUCGUUCCUCGAACGAAGUGGAUCUAUCGAGUGUCGCCGAUCAAGGAAAUCGUACGAACAGAUGAACUGUGCAAGGAUCGCGAACAACGGAACAGUGAACUCGAGUGUAUCAGCAUAGACUCAGUGUACUCUUUCCAGUGGAUAGCUCAGUGAACGAUAAUUAGAAAGAAAAUUCGAACGAGAGCGAGAAAACAGCUCUCAUGUAGCUCCUCAGCGAGACAUGAACCCGUCUCAGAUCCUCAACUGAUAAACAUUUAACCGAUAACCUCCCGUCGAUCACGAUGAUGAACGCUUUCCUGGACGGCGUGUCCUCGCACCCUCACCACCUGGCCAAUCUCGGCAUCAAACUGUCGCCGGGCGGUGGUGGAGCCACGGGAGGAUCCACGGACACGGGGGCUGGUGUGCAACCCGCGCCGGGCGAAGCUCCGUCACAGCAGCAUCAUCACUUUCAUCCCCAGGGCUAUCCGCCUCAUCAUCCCCAUCCGGCUUCCCACAUGGCGCCGCACAUGGGUCACCAUAUGAGCCAUCACCCCGGUUACGCGGCUCGCGACUUCCUGCUACGCAGAGAGCACGAGUUCAACGCGACCGCGAAUCCGACCACCCCCGAAAGCGGUCUAGGACUAUUUACUCCGUUGCAUCACGACGGCACCGCCGCGACAAUGCAACAAUUUCCUCAUCAUCCGAGCCAACAUCCCCUCGCGGCCAGUCACUAUCCCGGACACUAUCCGCAGGACUCGAGGCUGCCCCCUCAUCACCAGUACUUGGGCGCACCGCACCUGACCCCUGCGUCGAUUCAUCAUCAACAACACCCGGCCGUCAGUCACCCGAGCCAUCAUCCUCACGGUGCUUUCUUAAGGUACAUGAGGAGCAACGGAAGCGGCGGUGGCGGUACCGCCGGUGUACCCGGCGGUCAACGUCAAGAGAUGUCCUGCAUGUGGGUAGACCAGGACGCGCCGGGACCCGGAAGGAAGCUGUGCGGCAAACUCUUCAACUCCCUCCACGAUAUCGUGACGCACCUCACGGUCGAACACGUGGGCGGGCCCGAGUGCACGACGCACGCGUGCUUCUGGCAGGGAUGUGCGCGUAACGGCAGGGCCUUCAAGGCCAAGUACAAGCUCGUCAAUCACAUAAGGGUGCACACCGGCGAGAAACCCUUCCCUUGUCCGUUCCCUGGAUGCGGCAAAGUUUUCGCCAGGUCCGAGAACCUCAAGAUCCACAAGAGAACGCAUACCGGAGAGAAACCGUUCAAGUGCGAAUACUCCGGCUGCGAGAGGCGGUUCGCGAACAGCAGCGAUCGCAAGAAGCACAGUCACGUCCACACGUCCGACAAGCCUUACAAUUGUCGAGUUUCCGGCUGCGACAAGUCCUACACCCAUCCUAGCUCGUUGCGCAAGCAUAUGAAGGUGCACGGCAUGACCCUGGGCGAGGGCAAGAUAGGAGGGGGCUACGAGAGCGAGGGUGAAGAGAGCAGCAGCAGCGGGGGUAGCUUGUCCGUGACCGGGCACACCGAGUCUCCUCAGCCGCCUCCGGUUGUCCCGACAACCACCACGACCAACCCACCGUCGAGUCAUCCUUCGACCAGAGGCCCAGAAUUGACGGAAUGGUACGUCUGUCAGCCGCCAACCGUUGGUCCUCAGCACAGUCCUCUGCCAGGACCUCCGCCACCCCAUCACCUUGGCCCGCACCAUUUCAACCCGCUGAUGCAUCACCAAGCGACUGCCUACUAGUUCAUGUCUCGAAUCGAGCAAACGGCUAACCUUUCGGCAGAUCGAUCUUACUUCGACGUAAAAGUGUUUCACGUUCGAACUUGCGCUGGAUGAACGUGGACAAUUCGACGAUAACUCCGGACGAAGAAAUGGGUCGAAGGAACGUUCCGAGGAAUUGAGAGACAUUGGUGAUUUUUCAAGAUUUGUGACAGUGCCUCGUUUCAUUGGAUAACGGUGAAAUGAUACGUGGAAUUCUUGAUUCUACUUGGAUGAAAUCUUGGACGACUCUCGAGCUAUCAGUCGGACGAAUCUUCUAGUUUACCAUCGACGAAGGUACAGUACCCCGGAACUUCAUUAUGGGCACCCAAUGUUUUAUACAAAUUUCAAUUUUCUUCUCUCUUCUGUGAUCUUGAUUAUUAAUCGUGAUUUCAAUCCUUGGGGUAUAUUCGAAGCGCAGACUUGUUAGGCUUUACGAAUGCUUUGAAUAAGAAUAUUUUGUAAUUUCUCGAUAUUUUCUUGAGAAAAAGGGGUGUCCAUGAUAGAGGGAUGGGAUAUUGUAUAAUCGCGACCAAAGUUUCGAACGAACUCAACUAUCGUUAGUAUUUAUUUUCUCUGGAUUCGCGAUGGUGAUUGUUGUUAAGUCCAUAAAGGGAAGAGCUGUAUCUAAUGUUUAGCAAGCGACUUCUACGAUAGAUGUAAAAUAAAUAACGAUAGUUCGGUCUAUCGCGAACCAAAAAGAAAGUUACCUCUAUCCGAGCGGCGAGGUGCGAGGACUGUAAAUACUAUUAACGUAAAUCAACGUGGACGCUGAAGAAUAUAGGCGAAGAUCUGACGCGUGGUCGGGCACGAAAAAUCGUGUCCCGACGAUUUGUUUCGUAGCGUUACGAAUGAAAACGAAGCAAACAAUUCAUCGGAUCCGGAUUCACGUGACUCUCGCCGAGUUCGUGCCUCUCGGAUUAUCAAUUCUCUAAGCGAGACAACGCUUCUACGAGUCCUGGCUUGUAAUCGUUCCUUCGAAGCACGACCAAUCGUUAGUGUUUCUCGUGAACCCGAGUCUAAUUGAGCUAAAUAAAAAAAAAAAGACGAAGAGAAAAAACAAGAAAGUAGC
Messenger RNA from Osmia lignaria (orchard mason bee), 3191 nucleotides. RefSeq lists its product as uncharacterized. Lineage: Eukaryota; Metazoa; Arthropoda; Insecta; Hymenoptera; Megachilidae. Gene Ontology annotation, cellular component: nucleus. The record is from RefSeq and is a predicted model, not a curated record. Gene Ontology annotation, molecular function: RNA polymerase II cis-regulatory region sequence-specific DNA binding; DNA-binding transcription factor activity, RNA polymerase II-specific. Gene Ontology annotation, biological process: regulation of transcription by RNA polymerase II.